Molecule: messenger RNA, 4621 nt
Organism: Nothobranchius furzeri (turquoise killifish)
Lineage: Eukaryota; Metazoa; Chordata; Actinopteri; Cyprinodontiformes; Nothobranchiidae
Source: RefSeq, a predicted model, not a curated record
UGACAACCUUCACUCUCUGUCUGUAUGCUGGCAUUAGCAUCACAGUGAGGUGAUCAGAGGUGCCGAUAUGGGGGAGGGGAAUGGCUUUGUAUGCUCCUUUUUCCUGUGUGUAGACCAGGUCCAAUAUGUUUUCUCCCCUUGUUGGAAAAUGUACAUGCUGAUGAAACUUUGGGAGAACAGUUUUAAGAUCAGCGUGAUUAAAGUCUCCUGCGAGGAUGAUGAAACCGUCUGGGUGUGCUGUUUGUUGCUCACUGAUGGCCUGAUACAAUUUGUUCAGCGCCGCAUUUCUAUCGCUGUUGUUGCUAGAUGGAGGUAUAUAAGUAGCGACCAACAAGAUCGAACUUACCUCCCUGGGCAAGUAGAAGGGGCAGCACUUCACUAUCAUGAACUCCGCCAGUGAUGAGCAGUGUUUUCGUACUACAGUGACAUCACGACACCGCUCGUCAUGGAUGUAAACACAGACCCCACCACCUCGGGUCUUGCCUCCGUCUACGAGAGCCCUGUCGGCUCUGUAGCAUGCUAGCUGCUCCAGCUGUAUGGCCGAGUCCGGAAUGUUGUCAUUAAGCCAUGUCUCAAUGAAAACAAGCACACAACAGUCAUUUACUCUGCGAUUCGCUGAUCUCAGAAGUCGUACGCUGUCCAUUUUAUUGUUCAGAGAUCGUACGUUGGCCAAGAGUAGCGAUGGAAUGGCUGGGCGAGUUGGCUUAGCAUCAAGCCUGACUCAGACACCUCCGCGCUUUCCCCGCUUCCUUGUCCUAGCGCACCGCUUUCGACGUCUCCUUGCCCAGCGAGGGGUAGCAGGCGAGUCCUGUGGGUUGCUAGGCCAGCUAGCAGGCUGUUGCAGAAGUCCUAUUUCCCUUAACACCUCAACGUUAGUGUUCAAAACUUGGCAGAUCUUGCUUCUCCGAAUGUGUAAGAGAGCCUGACGACUGUACACAUAUUCCGACGUGGACUGGCAAGAAAUACUUGCAGAAAGACACUUACUUGACAAACAAAACACCGCAUUUUCAGGAGAGCGUGAGGUCGCUGCAUCUACACGCACCACCAUCUAUAUCUAUGUAUCUAUGUAUUUGAGGACAGGUGGAGUCUGAACAAUCUGUUUGUAGGGAAGCCAGACGAAACAGAGAAAAUAGAUAAUGUAAGAUGUAGAGAAAGCAAAUAUAUAAUCACACUUUUGUUCAGUGGAGGCUGUGGAUGGUAGAGAUUGGAGUUUAACAAGAUAGUUAGCUAAUCUAACAGUUAGCUUCUACUAGCCGAGAUAUUCUCUGCUGUUUUCUAGAUGCUAAACCAACAGCAGCUUUCCGCGUUGCAAGUCAUGAUGGGUGAGUCCAUGAAUGUUAGUGACAGUGUUACAGAGAUCUGUCAGGUUUUUCAAAUCCUAGAGUUUCACUGUCUAAUUUUUAUCAGUGAGAGGCCUCCUUUAACCGGGGAAGCAAACAAUGUAGGUUUCAUCAACGUAUUCUCACACCUGAAGCGUCCAAACAUUAUGUUGAGGGACCAAGCUUUUGUUUUCGAUGCAUUAGGAGCAUCAGGAGGCGUCGGUUUCCGACACCUGCGAUAACAUUUCACUGACAUUUAACCUCUAACCUCUUGCUAUUUAACUUUCCCCUCACCCCCAAACUAACCAUAACCUUGUUUCUCAUUCUAAACUUCCUGUUAACAAUGUUUGAGAGGGAUGUUACAACUAGAAACUAAGUUUUGCAUGCGCAAGUGGGUUAAGCUUAGGAUGGGGGAGAGGGGAAGAUUAAAUAGCAAAAGGGUAAAGGUCAGAAUUCGGUGAAAUCUCCGUUUUCUCGUGGAAUUUGGAAAGUGACGCUCUGGCACAGCUCCCAAAACAAACGCUUGGUCACCCGUCAUCAGUUUUUGACACUUUGAGUGUGAGAAUGUGUUGGUUUCAUGGGGGAUUUCACAUCCACAAGGCUACUGUGGGUGAGGUACUAAUUCACUGCUUCAUCAGCUGCAGGAAAGAUUGGUUGAGAACCUGUGAUGAGAGCGUGUGGGAAUAUGAAUAUUCAUGUCUUCCAGGAUUAGGAUAUUUGCAUGGGGUUGCAGAUGGUUGUAUAUAUGACGAAUCAGCAUUGUUGUUGAGGAUGAAGAUUCUUCUUCCUGAAGGAAAAUGAUGGAAAACAUGAACUCAUUUUUGACAAAAGCCUUUUUGCCUUUUAUUCUACUGUGCUUCCUGCACUGCGCUCACGGAGACCUGACCUAUUCAGUCGAAGAGGAGCUGAAACACGGAUCUGUCAUUGGAAAUAUCGCAAAGGAUUUGGGACUGGAUUUCGGGAGACUGGCUGCGCGUAAAGCGCGUGUCGAAAUGGAAGGAACUGAUAAACAGUAUAUAACAAUCAACCAGAAAAAUGGGGAUGUGGUCGUUGUAGGGAGGAUAGACAGAGAGGAGCUUUGCGGGGAGAAGCCGACAUGUGUUCUCAAAUUCGAUCUGCUUUUAGAAAAUCCUCUGGAAUUACAACGACUGUCUCUCCAGGUGCAGGAUAUAAACGAUAAUUCACCCGUUUUCCAAAAGGAUGUAAUGAAGCUGGAAAUCAGAGAAUCCGCUGUUAAAGGAGCGAGGUACCGUGUGACUGCUGCUCAUGAUUCAGACAUAGGCCAGAACUCCGUUCAAAGCUACGUUUUGAAACAAAACGCGCACUUCGUGUUUAAUAUUCAGACAUCCAGCAGUGGCAGCAAAUAUGGAGAGCUGGUUUUGGAUAAAGAGUUAGACCGAGAAGAUCAGAACGAACUGAGACUGCUGCUCACAGCUGUAGAUGGAGGAUCUCCUCCUAAAUCUGGGACUGUAGUUAUUCAUGUCACUGUGCUGGAUGCUAACGAUAAUGCUCCCGUUUUUACCGAGUCUGUUUAUUCAGCCAGGUUACCGGAAAACUCUCCAAUUAACACCCCAGUUGUUACAGUUAGUGCAACAGAUGCAGAUGACGGUGUUAAUGGAGAGGUCACGUAUGAAUUUAGCCGACUAUCUGAUAAAGCAGGGAAGCUUUUUUCUAUUGAUCAGAAAUCUGGAGUAAUCUUUGUAACAGGUGAUGUAGAUUAUGAAGAAGGUCCUAGAUAUGAAGUUAUGAUUGAAGCUAAAGAUGGAUACGGACUAACCUCAGAAAUUAAACUAAUCAUUGACAUAAUUGAUGUGAAUGACAACGCCCCACUGAUUAAUCUAAAGUCCCUGUCCAACCCGGUACCUGAGAACGCACCACCUGGUACAGAGGUGGGCAUCAUCAACGUGCAGGACAGAGACUCUGAGAAGAACCGACAGGUCCGCUGCUCCAUCCAGCAGAACGUUCCUUUUAAGUUGGUUCCUUCCAUUAAAAACUAUUAUUCUCUGGUGACCACAGGACAGCUGGACCGUGAACUAGUGUCUGAUUACAACAUUACAAUCAGUGCCACUGACGAGGGCUCUCCACCUCUGUCCUCCUCUAAAACUGUUCAGUUAUCUGUAGCUGACAUCAACGACAACCCACCUGUGUUUGAGGAGCAGUCCUACAGCGCUUAUGUGAGUGAAAAUAACAAACCUGGCUCCACUUUAUGUUCCGUUAGUGCUCGAGACCCGGACUGGAGACAAAACGGUACCGUGAUUUAUUCUCUGUUACCUGCUGAGGUGAACGGCGCGUCGGUGUCCUCCUAUCUAUCAGUUAACGGAGACACGGGGGUGAUCCACGCUGUCAGGUCGUUUGAUUAUGAACAGCUGAGGAGUUUUAAAGUCCACGUGAUGGCCAGAGACAACGGUUCUCCUCCUCUCAGCAGCAACGUGACCGUGAGUGUGUUCGUAUCAGAUGUGAAUGACAACUCUCCUCAGAUACUGUACCCCGCCCCGGAGGGCAGCUCCUUCAUGACCGAGCUGGUCCCCAAAGCUGCACACGGAGGCUCUCUGGUGUCCAAAGUGAUAGCGGUGGACGCGGACUCUGGACAGAACGCCUGGCUGUCCUAUCAGAUAGUCAGAUCCACUGAUCCGGGACUUUUCACUAUCGGUGUGCACAGCGGAGAGAUCAGGACGCAGCGGGACAUUUCUGAAUCUGACAGCAUGAAACAGAACCUGAUUGUAGCAGUGAAAGAUAACGGACAGCCCUCUCUGUCUGCCACCUGUGCCAUGUAUUUACUGCUUUCUGAUAACUUGGCUGAGGUGCCAGAGCUGAAAGAUAUUUCUUAUGAUGACAAGAACUCCAAACUGACCUCGUAUCUGAUCAUUGCGCUGGUGUGUGUGUCCACCUUCUUCCUGACCUUCAUCAUCAUCAUCCUGGGUGUGAGGUUCUGUCGCAGGAGAAAGCCCAGACUGUUGUUUGAUGGAGCAGUGGCCAUUCCCGGAGCUUAUCUCCCUCCUAAUUACGCAGAUGUUGAUGGAACAGGAACUUUACGCAGUUCCUACAACUAUGACGCCUAUCUGACAACAGGAUCUAGAACCAGUGACUUUAAGUUUGUGUCAUCUUACAAUGACAACACGCUGCCUGCUGACCAGACUCUGAAGAAAAGUCCUUCUGAGUUUGCUGAUGUGUUUGGAAGUUGUGAUUCUUCCCCAGAGGUAGGCAGUUAACUCGAUUCAUAUUCCCAAAUUUAUCUUUGUUGCUUAGCAAACUUUCGUUUAUACUUUCAAAUUUAGUAGUCGUUUUCAUUUUGUCUCGUUUCU